Molecule: messenger RNA, 172 nt
Organism: Ambispora leptoticha
Lineage: Eukaryota; Fungi; Glomeromycota; Glomeromycetes; Archaeosporales; Ambisporaceae
Source: the annotation of a GenBank genome assembly
AGGUGCAGGCGAAACUAUCCCAAUGAACCGUACGACACACAGCAAGUUACGGUUACGGUUGCGGCAAAAACCGCAUGAAUCCCAAUUGCCAUAUGAAUCCCAAUUGCCGUAUGAAUCCCAAUUGCCGUAUGAAUCCCAAUUGCCAUAUAAAUUCAAAAUACCAUAUCGAUAA